AUGGCUCACUUUGAGAAAGAGAUUUUCAUAUCCCAACAAAAAUACAUCACUAAUCUUCUGCAAGAAACGGGCAAGACAAUAUGCAAGCCAAUGAGCACACCAAUACACCCAAAUUUAAAGUUGAGAACCGCAGAAGAAGAUACUACAGUUGACAAGGAAAUCCAUUUAAUCCCAACUUUUAACAUUGUUUUUCCUCUGGAAAAUCUUAGUUUUCUUUUGAUGGGGAAUAAAGAGCGCAAAUGCUGUGAGAAUCUGUUUAGUUGUGGAAAUAUAACAAAUAUCGGUUUUCCUUUCUGGGGAAACAAUCGACCAAAUGCGUGUGGCCACCCUUUGUUACAACUCACUUGCAAAAACAACAUCAGCUACAUAACCAUCAAUGGUGUCAAGUAUCAGGUUUUAGAGGCUAACCCUUAUGAACAUACUUUGAGAAUCACCAGAGAAGACUAUUUGCAAGGACUAUGUCCAUCAAAACAUGUCAACACCACAUUAGACACUGAAAUAUUUGUUUAUGAUUUUAACUACAAUAAUCUUAUCCUCUUCUAUGGUUGUCCAAAUCCAAUUUCAAUUAAUUUCCCCUCUCCAAGUGGACACUUUCCAUGUCCCUCCAAUGGAUAUUCUGAAGAAUAUGUUUACACUUGGUUUGAGCCUAAUAUUGGUCCUCCAGCUUUUCCAUGCAAAGAAAGUAUGGUUGUUCCAGUUUCUUAUUCAUUAAUUGAUGAUGUUAGUGAUUUGACUAAAAUACUGAAGGUAAUUAGAGAUGGAUUUGUAGUGAGAUGGAUAGCUGGUAUUGAAGAUUGUGAGAAGUGUCAAAAAUUAGGUGAAUUUUGUGGUUAUAACUGGAUUUCAAAUCAAACAACUUGCUACUGCAGAGAUCAAUCUUGUUCUAAUUCUGUACCUGAUUCUAAUGCACUUCCAGUUUACUUAGGGAUUUUGGAUUUCUCGCAAUUGGGAAAUCCCAUUUGCAUAUUGCAUAUUGCGAGGCGUCUGAUCAAAAUCGAGCACUAA
This is a messenger RNA of Cicer arietinum (chickpea), 1005 nucleotides long. RefSeq names its product LEAF RUST 10 DISEASE-RESISTANCE proteinUS RECEPTOR-LIKE PROTEIN KINASE-like 1.3. NCBI's taxonomy places the organism in Eukaryota, Viridiplantae, Streptophyta, Magnoliopsida, Fabales, Fabaceae. The record is from RefSeq and is a predicted model, not a curated record. Gene Ontology annotation, molecular function: polysaccharide binding.